This is a messenger RNA of Coffea arabica (coffee), 1038 nucleotides long. Lineage: Eukaryota; Viridiplantae; Streptophyta; Magnoliopsida; Gentianales; Rubiaceae. The record is from RefSeq and is a predicted model, not a curated record.
AUGAUAAGAGGAAAUGAAGGAUUCAUGAAUAGUGGAGAUGUGGUCACAGAGGGUUUUGUCAAGGCUAUCUUUGUAGGAGGUGACAUGAGAGGGUUGGAAGGAGGUUUUCAGUGUGUUGCUAAGGGGUGGGGGAGAGGGUGCAAAGGGUGGCUGAGGGGGGGGGGGGUUUGGGGGGGUGGCGGCAUGUCUUCAAUCAACUGCAGAGACUGUGGGGAUGGUGGCUGGGGCGGUGGCUGCAAGGGUGGUGGCUGCGUGAGUGGUUGCGGUAGCUCCAUGGAGACCGGAGCUACCAGUGCGGUGGAGGGACCUUCAGUUGUAGCCAGUACGAACGAAGAGUUUGAUGCGGGCGAAUUGCUGUUUCGCCACCCCUAUUCACAAAGGCCAAUUAAAGCCCCAAACAUUUUCGCUGCCAGUAGUGAGGCCUCAGCAACAGCCAUGGAAUGGGCAAUGUCAGAAAUGAUUAGAAAGCCACAAAUAAUGAAAAGGGAACAAGAUGAGGUGAGAAGUUUGUUUGAUGGCCAAGGAAAUGUUGAUGAAUCACGCCUUCAUGAGCUCAAAUACUUGGAUGCAAUCAUUAAGGAGAUUUUGAGAUUACAUCCAAGCGCUCCACUCUUAGUGCCAAGAGAAUGUGGUGAACAAUGUGAAAUCAAUGGUUAUCAGAUACCAGCCAAGGCAAGACUUUUCGUUAAUGCACGGGCAAUUGGCAGAGAUCCCAAAUACUGGAGUGAAGCUGAGAAAUUCAAUCCUUCACGAUUUCUUGAUUCUAGAAUUGAUUUCCAAGGGGAUGAUUUUGAAUACAUCCCAUUUGGUGCUGGAAGAAGGAUUUGUCCAGGCAUAGCAUUUUCUCAACCAGUUAUUCAGCUAGCUCUUGCACAAUUAUUGUUCCAUUUUGAUUGGAAGCUCCCUGGUGAAAUGAAACAAGAAGAAUUAGACAUGACUGCAAAAUUUGGCAUUACAAUGAGGCGGAAAAAUGAUCUGCUCUUGAUUCCAAUUCCUUACAGUCGUUCCUGCUUGAUCAUGGAUAAUAGUACUCCAUAG